AUGGCCACAGCAGCUUUUGGGCUGAUGAUGUUGCUAAUUGGCCACUCAGUAGUGUUGACAAGUGCCACCAAAUACGUUGUUGGCAAUCGCACCGGCGGUUGGACUUUCGGCGCUAGUUGUAACUGGCCGUCUAAUCCAGGAAAGCAUUUCAAGGCUAAUGACACCCUUGUGUUCAAAUACAGCGCAGGUCACCACAAUGUGGUGCGUGUAACCAAGGCUGGUUACCGGAAUUGCACGGCUGCAGAAGGUGCGAGAGUUUAUUCAAGUGGAAAUGAUCAGAUCAAGCUUGUAAAGGGAAAGAACUACUUCAUUUGCACUUAUCCUAACCACUGCACAUUUGGAGUCAGACUUAGUGUAACUGCAAUUUAA
Molecule: messenger RNA, 369 nt
Organism: Humulus lupulus (European hop)
Lineage: Eukaryota; Viridiplantae; Streptophyta; Magnoliopsida; Rosales; Cannabaceae
Product: basic blue protein-like
Exons: 2
Coding region: 1-369 (122 amino acids)
Cellular component (GO): plasma membrane
Molecular function (GO): electron transfer activity
Source: RefSeq, a predicted model, not a curated record